AUGCCGCCAACCUCAGUGCAAAUCGCUGCACAGUCAAAUGAUCGUAGUGUCCCUGACUCCAAGCUGGGGCGUCCAGAGAAUAACCCGGAGCCUGCGGAUGCAAUUUCCAGCACUACUCCUCAAAGUGGACCGAGAGCCGUCUGUUCCUCGUAUGGCCAGACUGCAUUGCCCAACAUAUCUGCAGGGCCCAAGCCGUCAUUCAAUGCUCGGGGCUCCAUGAUAUCCCUACUUUCUGCCCCGACUCGCCCCCGAGGAAAUUUGAAUCCGAAGGACUUUGCUCGUUCUACUCGUCGUGGACAGGUGUCAAUCUCGCAAGCAGCCCCUCCCACAGGCCCGCGCAAUGGUCACAUCCCGACUGGUCCGAGUGUUGACUCCGAUCGGCAGCAUAUCUAUCGGCAAAACAGCUUCUCUGGGACGUCUUAUCCCCGCCAAAGGCCCACCAAUUACCUUGCCAGCCUCAAUAUAAUUGUCCCAGGAGGCAGAUUUCUGACACACGAUCUGGAUACUGCUGUGGAAAAAAGGCUUGCCCAGUUAGAGAUGGACAAAGAACGGCUAUAUGAACAAAUUGCCGAUAGCCAAAGGCUAAAGCACGUUGUCAUUAGAGACUGGGAGAGGCUAGAUAGAGAGAGCUCUAUUUGUGCCUUGAAGAGUGAGUUAGCCGAGGGUCAUUUGCUAUGUAUAACUGAUGGCGAGAGCAUGCAUACAAGUACCACAUUUUGA
Aspergillus fumigatus Af293 is the source of this 720-nucleotide messenger RNA. Lineage: Eukaryota; Fungi; Ascomycota; Eurotiomycetes; Eurotiales; Aspergillaceae. The record is from RefSeq and is a predicted model, not a curated record.